Molecule: messenger RNA, 2461 nt
Organism: Athene cunicularia (burrowing owl)
Lineage: Eukaryota; Metazoa; Chordata; Aves; Strigiformes; Strigidae
Gene: PLA2G12A
Product: phospholipase A2 group XIIA
Exons: 3
Coding region: 818-1255 (145 amino acids)
Biological process (GO): arachidonate secretion; phospholipid metabolic process; lipid catabolic process
Cellular component (GO): extracellular region
Molecular function (GO): A2-type glycerophospholipase activity; calcium ion binding
Source: RefSeq, a predicted model, not a curated record
GCGCCGCCACAGAGGAAACCUCCGUAACAAGUUCUUAAACGUGUGUGUCUGUAUAUACAUACAGAUGUGUAUGUAUAGAACACCUGCCUGGCGGCGGCUCCCCGGUCCCCGCCGUCCCCGGGUGCCGCAGGGGGGUCCCGGCGGGCCAUGCUCCAGAAAAGGGGUUUCUUGCCAGGCCUGUCACCGGUGCUGCAGGAGCGCCCCAAAGCGGGAGGUUCUCGUAGGCCCUCUUGGUCCCUCUCGGCUGAAUCGAUUUCCCCCCAGCCUGUGGCUUGGAUUAUUCCUUAAAUCAGGAAAUGUGUGUGGUGGUGGCAUCCUAACUGGCUCCUCAAGAGUGGCCAGGACACCGUGACAUUUCCUCGCUGUUCUACAACAUGCACUUUUCAAAUACUUUUUUUCUUCUUCAUUACUUUUAAUUGCGGCCUCUGUUUCCAAAAUCGAAACAAGGUGGAGGGUCAUCUUCGAAUUAACUCCCUUAACUUGGGAUGCAGAAUUCCCUAUCUUGCUGCACUCAGGAAGGCAUGACUACUAAUUUAAAUUUUAUUAACAUUGCAGAUGUAGAAAACACUUAUUCUGUUCUUUAAUGCAAUCCUACGUAUUGUACACUUAGACUGACACAUCAAUUUUAGUAACUCUGGCUCCUUUUUUUAACUUGGGAAGCUAACAUUAACACUUGCUCAGGUGUCUUGCCCCCCUUUUUUAAAAAAAUGGUUAGUACCUUUAAGUGGUAAUUUGGUAAGGAUUGUUGAUAUUCAGGUGCCUGAAUAUAUGUUUAAGUUAAAAGUAUAACUUAUACUACUGUCUUAAGCCCUCAAAAAUGCCUUUGAUGUGUUCUAAUAGUACAAAAAUUCUGUGCAAAAACUAUUUGAGGUGUGAUAAAUUACCUUUUUCAGGAUCAAAGCCGUUUCCUCGCUAUGGAUAUAAACCGUCACCACCAAAUGGUUGUGGAUCCCCUUUAUUUGGAGUUCAGUUUGACAUUGGUAUCCCUUCAAUGACAAAGUGCUGCAAUCAACACGACAGAUGCUAUGAUACUUGUGGCAAUAAAAAAAAUGAUUGUGACGAGCAGUUUCAGUCCUGCCUCUCCAAAAUUUGCAGAGAUGUGCAGAAAACGCUUGGAAUCUCAGAGAGCGUCCAGGCUUGUGAAUCAACUGUUCAGCUGUUGUUUGAUGCGGUUAUACAUUUAGGAUGUAAACCAUACCUGGAUAGCCAGAGAGCUGCAUGUAUGUGUCAUUAUGAGGAUAAGACAGAUCUCUGAAAGAAGAUACUGAGAUAUCAUGGUGUAGAAUAAAUUCAAAGACCCAGCUGGAAUGAAGCAAGUGUUUGGUUACAAAGCUUUAUGCUUUUCAGACAAUAAUAUAACCACUGACAUGAAUACACUGGUUUGAAAGUCACUAUGAUAUUCUUCCUAAUGUAUAAAAGAAACAAAUAUUCCUUCUCUCCCUUUAUGCCAGAAGCUUGGAAACUGAAAUUAGUUUCCUUUGGUGUAUGUCCACUCAGGGUAUGCUAUCGAAAAACACUAGUGCCAUUUUAAAGUUUUUAAGAAAACCCCAUAAUGAGGAAAUCGGAGGCACAGAAGAGUUGUAUUGAAUUCUCAGAUGAUUUUUAAUGUAGGUCAAAUUUUAGAUUUACUAGCAGUUGAUCCAUCUGAUAGACUCAACAGGAAAGAGUAUUUUGUGUGUGUUAAUAUGGCAUCUUAAAUAGCCUGUACUUUCAUGCUUGUGGUACAGUUGCUUUCAGUUCUCUCUGGAUGUGAUCCCAUGGGUUUGUUUUUAAAAAAACAACAAACAAAAACCCCCAAGCAAGGGUAUACAUCUGCACUACAUAUUUCUACCCGAUUCUCUAUCAGCCUUUUGCAGCGCUUUUCAGAUCACAUAUGUUGAUCCUGUUAAGGCUUGACCACUAAAAUGAACAGUUUGCAACCUAAGGAUAUACUUCUGAUUUGAAAAAAUGGUGGAAUGUAGUUGCUAUGUUAUUUUUAAAAUGAAUGUUUAUUUUUCAAAUAAAACAUUUUGUGUUGUGUAUUAUAUGCAUAGAAAGGAUAUAUUGUUCAAAUAAGUUGAUUUAUAUGUCCUGUGGCACAACUUGGUUACUGUAUUCAUCUUUGCUUUCAUUUAGCCUGUUCUGAUGAAAACUAAAAGUUCCACAGUUAGGGUCAGUAUGCCCAACAAACCUUUUUAUUUAAAAUGCCCUCUGUGAGGCUGACAGAUAUUUAAGCCUGUAUUUCUGUCAUCUGUUCCCACGACAUCUGUGAGGCUGAGAAACAUCUGAGCCUGUACUUCUGUCAUCUGUUCCCUCUCUGACUCCUCUAGAUGAAAUCACCUGAUAUCUGAAUUAUGUGAGGUUUGUUCUCUGUACUGAUCUUUCAUUGCUUAUCUCCAGUUUUCUUCCUUAGUUAACUUUUGCAUUAGGUCCUCUGUCAGAUUUGCUCACUUGCUGCCCUGAUUCUGCCUUAGAAAACCAC